Trichogramma pretiosum is the source of this 4790-nucleotide messenger RNA. Its product is annotated as FYVE, RhoGEF and PH domain-containing protein 1-like. Gene Ontology annotation, biological process: cytoskeleton organization; filopodium assembly. Gene Ontology annotation, molecular function: metal ion binding; guanyl-nucleotide exchange factor activity. NCBI's taxonomy places the organism in Eukaryota, Metazoa, Arthropoda, Insecta, Hymenoptera, Trichogrammatidae. Gene Ontology annotation, cellular component: cytoplasm. Bases 1030 to 3330 code for a protein of 766 amino acids. The record is from RefSeq and is a predicted model, not a curated record. The transcript is spliced from 7 exons.
AUACGCAAACUCGAGACUGUGCGAAUUUCACCUAUGGCGCGAUUUAUAUUCUUAUAAAAACGGUGUAUGGUAUAAAGAUAUUCUAAAAUUGAGCGGCGCCGUAAGACUAUAGCGAGGCAAGAAAGCGAGACCCACUCGAGACAAAUCGAAAGCUUUUUAUGAUAUGUUUCAAUGAACCCGUACGUGUAUAUGUAUACUAUAUGCGAAUACAUUUAUUGUGCUAUGUGGCCUGUAUACUCGAUUCUGCAGUAUGUAUAUACCCAUAAUUCCACAUCGAUUACAAGAGCUAAAUAAUAAUGGGCCACGAGUAACUAAGCACGCCUCGUAUAUAUUUACGUUAUAGGCAGACGUGCUGUCAUAACUUUCCAUUUACUCAUGCCGCAGACACCAGCCGCCGUCGUGUGCACGCUGCAUGUUUCCGGAGUAAAUAAAUAAACAGAUCACCUACGAUUGUGUUUAUAGAGAGACCCACACGCGCGCACAGAGACGCAGAGACACAUUUUCAGACGCGCAGCUUAUACAUACAUGUCAAGCAAGAGUGCCUGCUAUGCGCAAUAGGUAGUCGCGCGUGGAAAAUCGAAGACUGUCCCAAUGAGAGAGAAAGAGAGAGAGAGAAAGAGAGAGAAAGAGUCCCGCUGAGUUGUACGGUAGGCAUGUAUAGUGCGCGCACGCCAGCCUUAGCGAGUGCAUCGCGUACGGCCGCCGCGUCGUAGAGACGACGACGCAGCUACUGAUUUUCUACUGCUGCCCGCUACGCUCGUUCGUCGUGUUCUGCCGUGUUUUCCUUUCUCCAGCGAGUCCCAGUGUUUCUUCGACAACAAUACCAGUCAAAACUGACAGUUUGUACGUUGCCGUAGUGCAGCCUAUACCUGCCUGCGCUUUUCGAGUGUGUAUGUGCGUGCGUGAGUGCGUGCUAGUGACUCGAUGACUUUCCAGUCGGCAGGACAGGUGCGCUUGUUUUUUAUGUGACAAACAAUUCAAAAUAAUGAAAGCGACAGCUCGAAAUGCUUCUCCGAUUGUACACAUAGAAUGGCCCGAGGUCAGUUAAAAGAUUUGACAUCCUGGAUGGUGGGCCUUAUUCCAGAGCCAUUCGAGACCAAAAUGUUUGGCUUCAAAACGAGUGGCUCAAGUACAUUUUAUACUGAUUUACAUAUCACAGAUGACAAGGAUGAGGAUAAGCCUGUCUCUAGUGAUAACGACAAGACUGCUCAAAGGAAUUCAAAAAUAUUAGAAUUACAAAGUGCAGCUAGCGAAGAUGGAAACUCACAGGAUUCUGAUUCUCUUGGAGGAACAGAAGAAACCAACCAAUUUCCUAGACAUUCCUUCCACAGACUUGCUAGUUUUGGUGGCUUUCCAAGAUUUAGGCCUUUUAUUAUGUCAACAUCAGCUUCUGCUGUUCACUCUGAAGAUAGCACAACUAAGGAAACAAUGUAUGAGGCUACGUUAUCUAAUAUGUCACACAGUGUUUUGGAAUAUAGAAGCAGCAGUUAUGUGGUCACUGAAAAUAGUUUUCAUGAUAGCUAUGCUAACAGUGAAUCUGAAAGUGAUGAAGAAUCAGAAGAAACUCGUUCAUCUGAAACUGAUUCUGCCAUUGUAGCAGAUCAUGUUGAUGAUUUAGUAGCAGAAAAGAAAUUACAGGCUAAAAAGAACUCAAUAGAUGAGAAAACCAAAAAAGCCAGACACAUUGCCCAUGAAAUACUAUCUACGGAAAAAACCUAUGUUAAUGUUCUGUACCUCAUAGACCAGAUAUUUCAGUUUAGGGUUGAUCAAGAAAAUAGAGCUCAUCCAAUGUUCCCACCAGACACCGUUCAACACAUGUUUUCAAAUAUCAAGUCUAUUUAUAAGUUUCACAAUGACUUUUUGCUGCCUCAACUAGAGGAAAGAAUAAAAGCAUGGGAUGCUGAUCCGAGAAUAGGAGAUAUCAUGAAAAAUUUUGCUCCUUUUUUAAAAAUGUAUACUGAAUAUGUUAAGAAUUUUGAUUAUGCAAUAAAUCUUAUAAGUACCUUGCAACAAAAAAUUCCAAGGUUUGCAGCUAUUGUAAAUGAAAUACAAAAAAUGGAUGAAUGUGCAAAACUUUCACUUGCCCAUCAUAUGCUUGGCCCUAUCCAGAGAUUACCUAGAUAUGAGCUAUUGUUGAAAGAUUAUUUAAGGAACCUUGUUAAAGAUAACCCUGAUUAUGAAGAUACCAAAAAAGCUUUAGAGUUAGUUUCAACCGCAGCUAAUCACACGAAUGAAGCUAUGAAGAAAAUAGAUAAGUUUAAAAAGCUUCUUGAAAUCCAAGAAAGUAUUUACGAUUCUACCGAUCUAGUCAGUGCGACGCGUGAGCUCGUAAAAGAAGGGAAAAUCGUUAAAAUUUCAGCAAGAAGCGGUGAUCAUCAAGACAGACAUAUGUUCCUAUUUAGUGACAUGCUGCUGAUAUGCUCUCUGCGCCUUAUACCUGGACCUCUGUAUCGACUGCGUGCCAAAUUCAUGAUCGAGAAUCUGCAAGUGAUCGAGGGUGACAAUCUGGAAACUGCCAAUACAUUUUAUCUGCGCGACGGAAAUAAAAGCGUGGAGCUUUACACGCACUCGGCGUCGGAGAAAGCCGCCUGGCUCGAUGCUUUGUUCGAGACGAUGCAGGAAAUAAUGCGCCGCAAAGCCAGCCUGAAAGUCAAUGGCUCGAGCUCAAGCGACAGCAACGGCAACGCCAAAUCGGUAUCGACAACGGUCAAGGCUGACGAUGUAACGCGCUGCAUGGUCUGCGAAACAGUAUUCUCCGUUAUGAAGCGCAAGCACUCCUGCCGCGCUUGUGGCAUUAUCGUGUGUGGAAAAUGUUCAAACCAGAAGCUCAUUUUCGAAGACAACAAGAGUAUGCGCGUCUGUCGCUUGUGUUACGCGGCUCUCACACAGACUUUGGGUAAAUCAACGCCUGCACCCACCACUGCACCGGGGCUGCUUCAAGUGUCAGCAGGUGCAGCAUCCGUCCUGUCAGGCUAUCUUUUGCUCAAAACGCAAUCCGGGAAGCAUUGGACGCGUCGCUGGUUCGCACUUCACAAUGAUUUUGUACUCUACACAUUUAAAUCGGAAGCUGAGAUGGCUGCACUUACGGCUACGCCCAUGCCCGGCUUUACGGUCACGGAUGCCGACUGUCUUGAUGAUGAUGAUCCUCUUCACACCAAGGAUAGAGUCAGAGCCAUUAAAAUUCAUCACUCCCGCAGAUUUUAUUAUUUGCAAGCUUCAACGGAAGAAGAUAAAAAAAGGUGGUUGGAUGUAUUACAACUAGCAGCUAAGGCGGAAUUACCUGACGCAACAACCGAAGAAGUCAAAAAGACACAACCAGACAGUCAAUAAAAUAAUAAUAUUAUUAUUUCCGUAAAAAUAAAUACGCGAAAGUAUUUAGCACUGAUAUUACAAAAUUUAGCCAAUUUCCAUAUCACGUGAGACGUCAAAAAACGCAAUAUGCGGCGAAGUAGUGCAUAAGUGUUGAUAGAGUAGUAACAAGAUUGUUGAUUAAGUUUUUUUAGUGAGGAAUGUAGUCCGACGAUAUUACUAGAGGUUUUCGGAUAAACUGAUUCUUCAAUAGUGUUAUGGUGUACUUUAUGAAGAUAUAGCAAAUUUGUAAAAUUAUGCUAUAAGAUUCACAGUCAAUUUUGUAUGUUUCACAGUUUAUGUGAAUAAAAUUUAAACUUCUUUGUUAGAAUAUGUACAAGAAAAAAAACAGCGACAUUGGAAAUAUUGCCGCGUUUUUAUAUACGUAAUUAAAAAAUUGAACAAAUUUUUAACGACAUUUGAAAAUAAUCAUGUUUUGAAGAUCUUUUGCGAGAGUUCGACCAGUCGAGUCUUUUCACUAACGAUGUCAAAAAGGGCAUUUGUUAUUUUUGUAAUAUUAUGUUAUAAUCUAUUUGAAAUAUUAUAUUUACAUCGUUCGAUGGACUAUAGUAAAACUAUAUUGAAAAAACUAUAGUAUUGAUAGACUGCAAUUGAAAUUACGAUUCUAAUAAAAGAUUUAUAAUUAAUGAACAAAUCGCGCUAGAUAAAAAGUGGUUUAAUGUUAAAAAAUAGGUCAUUUUAGCUUUUGGUAAUUAUAUUAAAUGUGAACAUAUUUAACAUUAACAGCAGCUCGCAAUUACUGAAUUCUGUGAUUUUUGAGAUGAUUUAAUUCGUCUCAAGUAUUCGCGAAGUGUAUAGCAAUUUUGAUACUUUGCUUUAGUUACAUUUUGAUAGAUCAUAAAUUAUGCUUGUAAAUAUGUAUAACUUUUUAUUAUAUUUAAUUAGUUAAUGCAGUGAUAUUUUUAUUUAUGAAAGUAAUGUAUUCAUUCAUAGUGAAAUUUAUGAAUCAGAUUUGAUCGUGAAAUUUUUUUUCGAGAAAUGUUCUUGGUGUGUGCAGUAAAUAUUAUUACGCUUUUUGAAUUUUUUUAUCAAUAACUAUAUGAUUAUUUCUACAGUACCUAGCAAUUGAUGUUCCAUUGACGUAUUUACACUUACGUACAAAAAGAGAAACAUUAGAGGAAAGAAAAUGAUAAAAAAGCGUAAUGUUGACUGAUAAAAAUAUAUAAUAUAUUAUAGUAUAUUGAUAUUACAUUAAAACAUAUUUCAUCUGUUGCAUUUACAAAAGUAUGAUGUAAGAAAAAAAAUGAAAUUAUAUGCAUGCAUCACACAUGAACUUAUUCCGUAAUCAUAAUGAACUAAACACAAGCACCGGAUAUAUUUCAUGAAAUAUAAAUUCCAAAGUAAAGUCUUUGACGAUAAUAAAUUUGUUGGAGAACAAUCUUUCAGUAUUCCACUGAUUUCCUGAUUCCCAUGCACAACAA